AUGCCAGGAAAGACCCCCAAUAGCAACGGCAACAAGCCUACCCAGAACGGCUACAGGAGUACCAAAGAUGUCGACAUGAAGGAUGCAAAGUCCAAGAACAAGAAGGGCGCCAAGGACGGCGACGAGGAGAUGACGGUUGUGGUCCCCCCUUCCAAGGGCACCAAGCAGUCCUCGACUCUGCCACCGCCGGAUGCUGAUGGUGAUGUCGCUAUGGGUGACGAAGAGAACGCCGACGACGCCGCCGUCAAGGUUGACCCUGUCGUCCAAGCCGUGGCAGACAUCAAGAGCAACUUUGCGCUGCUCGACCGUGCCGUUGCACUGUUCGAUGCCCGAUUCUCCCUCCGAGCGCUGAGGUCAAUCUCGACUAUCCGUAAACGCCUGACCCCAGACGUCAUCGCCCAAGCAAUUGUCGAAACCUUUCCCGCGACCGUCACAUCUGGUAACGCAGCUAAACAGCUCCUUAUUGCCAUUGGUCGAGAGAGUCUGCCACUGGGCCAGUCUUCUGCUUCGGAGAUGGAGGUCGACAGUGAUGUCUCAAAGGCCGCCACCAAGAACGGCUCCAAGAAGGAAGUCAAGGAGAUCAUUCCCGAGGUGGACCUUUUCCUCGGUAUUCUGAUCCAGGUCCAUCUCUUCGACACGAAGCAGUUCCAGCGUGGUGCCGAUUUCUCAAAGUACCUCUCGGAUCGGAUCCAAUCCCUCAACCGCCGCACACUGGAUUCGCUGUCUGCCAAGGUCUAUUUCUAUUAUUCGCUUUUCUGCGAGCACCUCAACCCCCAGCCGCCUUCUCCCCAGUCCCCCGUCGUUGCCAUCCGCCCAACGCUCCUCGCUGCCCUGCGUACUGCAGUGCUGCGCAAGGACAUUGACACACAGGCGUCGGUCAUUGUUCUGCUGCUGCGCAACUAUCUCUUGACGUCUCACAUUUCUCAAGCUGAUCUGCUCGUCUCUCACACCCAGUUCCCGGAGAACGCCGUCAACAAUCAGGUUGCCCGCUUCCUGUACUAUCUUGGGCGCAUCCGCGCGGUCCAGCUACGCUACACCGAGGCACACGAGCAUCUCACUGCCGCGACGAGGAAGGCGCCAUCGAGUGCCUGCGCGGCAGGCUUUUCAGCCACCGCUACGAAGCUUCUUUUGGUUGUGGAGCUGCUGAUGGGUGAUAUCCCUGAGCGGUCAACUUUCCGUCAGCCUACUCUGGAGCUAGCGCUGCACCCGUACUUCCUGCUGGUGCAGGCUGUGCGCGUCGGUAACCUCGAAGACUUUGAGACCAUUAUCGCAGACCACGCCGAUGUCUUCCGACGGGACGGCACUUACACCCUGAUCCUUCGUUUGAGGCAAAACGUGAUCAAGACGGGCAUUCGCAUGAUGUCUCUGUCUUACUCCCGAAUUUCGCUGCGGGACAUCUGCAUCCGCCUCCACCUCGGAAGCGAGGAGUCGGCUGAAUACAUUGUCGCCAAAGCCAUUCGCGAUGGUGUGAUCGAGGCUACCCUGGAUCGCGAGCACGGAUUUAUGAAGAGCAAGGAGAUUGGAGACGUCUAUGCUACGCGAGAGCCGGGCGAGGCUUUCCACGACCGAAUCCGUGCCUGUUUGGCUCUGCACGACGAGAGCGUCAAGGCCAUGCGCUUCCCCAUGAACCAGCAUCGCCUGGAGCUGAAGAAUGCCCAAGAGGCUCGCGAGCGUGAGAGGGAGAUGGCAAAGGAAAUCCAAGAGGGCGACCUUGACGAGGAUGACCUUGGCGGCGAGUUUGACGGCAUGUGA
Molecule: messenger RNA, 1752 nt
Organism: Verticillium nonalfalfae
Lineage: Eukaryota; Fungi; Ascomycota; Sordariomycetes; Glomerellales; Plectosphaerellaceae
Gene: RPN3
Product: 26S proteasome non-ATPase regulatory subunit
Exons: 3
Coding region: 1-1752 (583 amino acids)
Biological process (GO): ubiquitin-dependent protein catabolic process; regulation of protein catabolic process
Cellular component (GO): proteasome regulatory particle, lid subcomplex; proteasome complex
Molecular function (GO): enzyme regulator activity
Source: RefSeq, a predicted model, not a curated record